CCCCACUGUGAUCACAACUAUGGGAACUUUCCAGUAGUGUCAACAGCGUAGUAUCUGUACUCCUGUUUGUCUCUCAUCUUUUUGGUGGGAAAAGUUACAAACAGGUAAGCAUGCAGUCUCAUUUUGCUUCACCAAAGCUCUCGCUACCUCCUAACCAUGACUUCUUUAGCUUUCGUGGCAACAUCUCAGCCGUUCAUCACAACUCCUCCACAUUCCCCAUCCCCACCACCACCACCACCACCAUCAUCCCAUCACAACCGUCACCUCCUGUCCCUCCUUACAGACAACAUUUCCAUGCCCCACCUCAAGCAGAUCCAUGCUCAAUUCCUCAAAACCUCCUCCCCUCCUCUACCCCAUCUCCCUCUCGACUACCACACUCUCUUCCUGUAUAGCCGCAUCCUCCAUUCCUCCGCCGCUUUGGAUCUCCACUAUGCUGAUCGCCUUCUCUCUGCUAUCCCCAACCCCAAUUCCUUCAUCUGGAACACCCUCAUCCGCGCCUACGCUCGAAGCCCUGAUCUCAAGCUUCGCUCCCUCGUCCUCUACCAUCGGAUGGUGGCCGAUGGCCGUGCCGCCCCAGAUAAAUAUACGUUCCCGUUUGUUCUCAAGGCCUGCGCUUUUCUGUUUGCUGUUUGGGAAGGGAGGCAGAUUCAUGCUCGCAUUGUCAAGCUGGGUUUUACCUGUGAUACUCACGUGAAUAAUAGUUUGAUCCAUUUCUAUGCGUCUUGCGGGUGUUUGGAUGCUUCUCGCCGGGUGUUUGAUGGAAUGCCGGAGAGAAGUUUGGUGUCGUGGAAUGUUGUGAUUGAUGGAUAUGUCCAUUGGGGUGAGUUUGUUGUGGCCAUUGGACUGUUUAGGGAGAUGCAGGGGUUGUCGUUUGAACCGGAUGGGUUUACGAUGCAGAGCAUUGUAUGUGCUUGCGCAGGUCUGGGAGCUUUUUCUUUGGGGCUGUGGUCUCAUGCCUAUGUGCUGAGGAACUGUCAACAAGAGGUAGCUGAUGAUGUCUUGAUGAACAAUUGCCUGCUGGAUAUGUAUACAAAAUGCGGGGCUAUAUAUAUGGCGGUCCAAUUGUUUGGCUGUAUGCCUAAGCGAGACGUAACUUCUUGGAAUGCUAUGAUUAUAGGCUUUGCCAUGCAUGGGCAUGUUAAGGAAUCUUUCGAUGCCUUUGGUUGCAUGUGCACGAAGGAGAGGCUGAAGCCUAGUUCUAUCACAUUCGUUGGCGUCUUGAGUGCAUGUAAUCAUGGGGGUUUGGUGAAUGAGGGCCAAAGGUACUUUGAUUCGAUGGUCACCGAGUAUGGAAUUGCACCCCAGAUUGAGCACUACGGAUGCAUGGUUGAUCUUUUUGCUCGUGCAGGACUUGUCUAUGAAGCUUUGAAUCUUGUAUCUGGCAUGCCCAUGAAGCCCGAUGUAGUGAUCUGGAGGAGUCUUCUUGAUGCUUGCUGCAAGCUAAAUGCGGGCAUUGAGGUCAGUGAGUUGGUAGCUAAACGAGUUUUGAAGUCAGAGGGAGGCAUGUCUAGUGGCACUUACGUUCUCUUGUCAAGAGUCUAUGCCUCGGCAAACCAGUGGAAUGAGGUUGGACUGGUUAGGAAAUUGAUGAGUGAGAAGGGGAUAACAAAAGAGCCUGGUUGUAGUUUGAUAGAGAUGGAUGGGGUCGUCCAUGAAUUUAUUGCCGGUGACACAUCACACCCAAGAUCACAGGAGAUAUACGAGAUGUUGGAAGCAAUUGAAGAGAAACUGGUAUCGGUCGGAUACACACCUGACUUAUCACAAGCUCAUAUAGCUGAUCAUGCCGAUGAGAAGCGACACUCACUUCGCCUUCACAGUGAGAGGCUGGCUAUUGCUUUUGGCCUCCUCAAUGCAAAGCCAGGAACACCCAUCCGCAUCUUGAAAAACCUGCGUGUGUGCAGUGAUUGCCACACACUGACUAAAUUAAUAUCGACCGUUUUUGAUGUAGAAAUCAUUGUGAGAGAUCGCACCCGAUUCCAUCGAUUUAAAGCCGGGUUGUGCUCAUGCAUGGAUUAUUGGUGAUGUUUGACAUGAUUUUUAUUGGGAUCAACAACACAAGAAGAUAUUACAAAGCAUAUAAAUAUAAUGUAGAUGGGGAAUGUUUUUGGCAAAGCCACUAAAGAAUUUGUUUCAUUCAUGUAUAUAGAUAAUUAGACAUGAUGCAUUACAAUUCAUGCAUUUUCAAGCUC
This is a messenger RNA of Magnolia sinica, 2189 nucleotides long. Its product is annotated as pentatricopeptide repeat-containing protein At1g59720, chloroplastic/mitochondrial. Bases 157 to 2022 code for a protein of 621 amino acids. NCBI's taxonomy places the organism in Eukaryota, Viridiplantae, Streptophyta, Magnoliopsida, Magnoliales, Magnoliaceae. Gene Ontology annotation, biological process: RNA modification. The record is from RefSeq and is a predicted model, not a curated record. The transcript has a single exon. Gene Ontology annotation, molecular function: RNA binding; zinc ion binding; protein binding.